UUGAUCCUGUGGUCCUUCAAGAAUUGCCUUCCAAGGAAGAGGAGGGCGAGAUGAAAGCAGAGUUGGAGGAACAGAAGGCCGAAGAAUUCAAAGUUCAGAAAGUCAUCAUCCCGCUGAGUGGAAGUUUGGUACCCUCCUCGCGCUCAAACACAUGCGGCAUCUGCGGUAAGAGUUUCAGCCGCCGCUCCAACCUGGCCAAACACCAGAUCAUCCACACAGGUGAGAAGCCCUACCGGUGCAAGGACUGUGGCCGCAGUUUCAACCAGAGUUCAGCCCUCACCAAGCACCAGAGAACGCAUACCGGGGAGCGCCCCUACGUCUGCGGAGACUGCGGCAAGGCCUUCACAGCCAGCUCCAACCUCCUGCAGCACCGGCGUUUCCACACCGGCGAGCGGCCCUACCGGUGUGAGUUGUGUGGCAAGGCCUUCUCUCAAAGCUCCAAUUACAACCUGCACCGCCGUGGCCAUACGGGCGUCACGCCCUACCAAUGCAGCGUGUGUGGCAAACGCUUCACUGGGAGCUCCUGCCUUACGCGCCACCAAAGGACCCACACUGGAGAGAAGCCCUACCAGUGCCAGGAAUGUGGCAAGCGGUUUUCCGGGAGCUCGACUCUAGCCAAUCACCGGCGUACCCACACGGGCGAGAAACCAUACGGCUGCGCCGAGUGUGGCAAGAGGUUCACCCACCACUCAAACCUGGUGGAUCACUGGCGGGUGCACACGGGAGAAAAACCUUACGUGUGCACCGAGUGUGGGAAGAGCUUUCGCCUUAGCUCACACAUCAUUCGCCACCGUCGCACUCACGCCAGCGCCCGGGGUACCAGCAUUAGCCUCGAGCAUGACCUUCUCAGCGGUGUUGACAUACCUCAUGCUGAUCACCACAUCAGCUUUGGUUGUGCCAAUGAUGACAGCCCUGAUAACCUUCACAGUGCCAGUCAUGAUGCCAUGUGUGCCAAUGCCAGCAUCUCUAAUGGCAGCAACGAUGCUGACGGGGAAGAGGGGAGCCGCCUCCUGAUCUGCAGCCAGUGUGGGAAGGGCUUCCGCCUGGAACCUAACCAUCGAGAGCACACAGACUCGGCCUUGGGAGAGGGGCCUUAUAGUUGUACUGAGUGUGGAAUGAGGAAGAAAUGGGAGGCAGCUGAGUCACGCAAGAAGCCUGCAAACAUAGAGCAAGAAGAUGGUGAUAGUGGUGGUGGGGAAAUCAGAACUAUCACCACUGGUCGUUCAGAGAGCAGGAAUCCUCACCACUGUGACGACUGUGGAAAGAACUUCUGUCGGAGCACCACAUUAGCGGAGCACCGUCGCAUUCACACUGGCAAGCGUCCUUUGGCCUGUGAGGAGUGCGGGGAGAAGUUCAUGCGCCGAGCUCUCUACAACGAACACAUCCGCAUGCAUUCUGAAGAGGGCCCGCCCAACCUAUGUGUAGUUUGUGGGAAAUCCUUCACGAAGCGCUAUUCACUCCUUCAGCACCAGCGGUCACACACAGGAGAAAAACCCUACCAGUGCCCGGACUGCCCCAAAAGAUUCAUCGCUAGCUCUGCCUUGACACAACACCGACGAAUACAUACUGGAGAGACGCCCUACCCGUGUCCAGAUUGUGGGCGCCAUUUUAGCCAGAAAUCAGUGCUUACAACUCACCGGAGACUUCACACAGGUGAGAGGCCCUACAAAUGCCAAGAAUGCGGGAAAGGGUUUAGCCAAAGUUCAGCCCUGACCCAGCAUCUCCGGACUCAUACCGGGGUGUCUCCGUACAGCUGUGGGGAGUGCGGGAAGAGCUUCAGCGGUAUGUCAGCCCUCAAGCGGCACCACCUCACCCAUACUGGCGAACACCCCUUUCGUUGUGAGGAGUGUGGCAAGGGGUUCAAGCAAAGCUCCACUUUGGUCCAGCACCAGAGGAUUCACACCCACGAGAAACCUUACGCCUGUGUCCGGUGCAACAAGAACUACAGCCAGCGGGCUGCUCUUGUGAAGCACUUGAGGACUCAUGCCAAGGACUCCUCCCUUCCCAGGACAGGUGGUGAGCUGGUAGAUAAUAGCGUUUACAAAGACUCUUUCCUCCGGCCCCGAGAGGUAAAGAAUGACACAGAGAAUGACACAGAGGAAGUGCUGGCGCUCCCUCCAGGGACAUGGGACGCUGGGGUCAAAGAAGAGCCUGAGGAUAAGUGGGAGAAGAGUGUAUCGGCUGAGGCAAUGGGGCCAUUGAUACAGGUGAAAGAGGAGAAGCUGGAUGAGAAUAAGCAUCCUUGCUUUAUGGCAAGGCGCAGGGAGGCCACUGGUCCCGGAGGUGUAGGAAAUGGGAAGACAGACUCGUCCUUGCGCCUGGUCGCCAAUAUCUUUCUCUGCCGAAGCUCCUCCUUCAGGUCUCCCGGUCCCCGCUGCCGUCUCCCUUGGCUGCUCCUGCUCACCUUCUUGCUUCUGGGUGGCGCGAUGGAGGGGCAGCACAUAAUGGCUCAGGUGCACAUCCAGACGCCCAUCUCCUCCUCCUCUUCCUCGUCUUCCGUGGCCGGGGAAGAAUCUAGGAAGCUGCCCAAUCCGGUACGAGUGGCAGCCCGGGAAAGGAUGGUGGGAGGCCGUCUGUUGGACAGUCAUAGCCUGGAUGGGAUAAGCCAGGUGUAUGGAGCCUCCAAGGCCCAGGAAGGCAGGAGGGCCACCAUCUCUAGCGCCCUGGAGCUGGAGGGGACGGUGAGCCAUGAUGGGGACCUGACCCACUUUGUGGCCAACAAUCUGCAGAUGAAGAUCAAGAUGAGUUCUCGAAGCAGCCUGGAUGACACGGAGCCCACUUCUUCCUCCUCGAUGUCAUCGCAGCUGUCUGUAAGGGGCAAAACCGCAGACAUUCCUCCCAUCGACCCGGAGGUGAUUCGGGAUCUGGAGAGGCUGACCAGGGAUGUGGCUCAGAGAGUGGACCAGAUGCUGAGAGUCUUGAACGGCUCUAUCCAGAACAUGACUGCCUUGAGCGUGGGCUACAUCCAGACUUACCGGGAUGCUGUGGACAGCUUGGGUGAAUCCGUGGACAUGAGCAUCAAAGGGAUGUACACCCUGAUGGCGAGGUGCGAGGAGCUGGACCGGUCCAUGCAACCAGUCCAUACUCUUGCGAAACAAAUCAGGGAGAUCAAGCGGACACUAGAGAUCUUUGAGGCACUUUGCAAGGCUGUGACCUCCCAUAUGGAAAGUGGGAAAGAAAAAUGUGUCUUGGAUCUCCAGGACUCCAGCGAAGGAGAGAUUGUAACAGAGUUGAUCGAGGUGAAGGAUCAUAAGGAAGAAGGGGUGGAACCACUGAGGGCAUGGAAAGAAAACAUGGAGAUUCACAGAAGAGCAGAAAUGCAGGAAGAACACUCUCUAGAGAAAGAAAUCACAGCAGAAGGCCAUCCAAUAGAUAUCACUCAAUAUGAGGCCAGUAAUGGUGAAUCUGUAGUUAUUGUGGAUCGGGAAACUAUUGACAACUUUUCUGACAGUGACAAGAUACCCAAAGCCACCAUUUGUCCUGACUGUGGAAAAAGCUUUAGCAACAGUUCUCACCUGGUUCGGCACCGUCGUGUCCACACAGGCGAGAAGCCUUAUAAAUGCCCCCACUGUGACAAGAGCUACCGCCAGGACUCCCACCUGGUCCAGCAUAUGCGCUCCCACACAGGAGAGAAGCCAUACCGCUGUACUCACUGCGGCAAGGGCUUCUCGCAGAGCUCCAACCUCAUCAUUCACCAGCGGACACAUACAGGUGAACGCCCUUUCACCUGUCCUGAAUGUGGGCGGAGCUUCAGCCACAGCUCCGACCUCAUCCAGCACAAGCGGAUCCACACGGGUGAGAAGCCCUACGUCUGCUCCAUCUGUGGGAAAUGCUUCUCACAGAGCUCCAAGGUUACCCAGCACAAGCGCUUCCACUCUGGAGAACGGCCAUUUUCCUGCGGGGAAUGUACUAAGACUUUUCGCCUCCGGGCUGACUUGGUUCGCCACCUCCGUGCCCACACUGGCGAGCGGCCCUUCGGCUGCCCUGAGUGUGGGAAGCACUUUGCCGAGAGUUCCCAUCUAAUCCGUCACCAGAGGAUCCACAUGAGUGAGCGGCCCUUUCGCUGCCCGGACUGUGGGAAGGGGUUCAACCAGAGCUCCAACCUCCAGCAGCACCAGCGAGUGCACCGAGGCCAGAAACCGUUCAAGUGCGACGAGUGUGGGAAAGGGUUUGGCGUAAGCUCAGCUCUCUUGCAACACCAGCGUACGCACACGGGCGAACGACCCUACUGCUGCAGCCAGUGCGGGAAGAGCUUCAGCGUCAGCUCCACCUAUCACAUACACCAGCGUAUCCAUGCUGGCCAAAAGCCCUACUCCUGUGCCGACUGCGGGAAGGGCUUCGUGCGUAGCUCUGCUCUCCUUCAGCAUCAAGCCACCCACACUGGUGAAAAACCCUUCCGUUGCCCUUACUGUGGGAGGGGCUUUGGACAGAAAUCAGCACUUUCUCAGCACCGGCGGGCCCACGUGAGGAGAGGAGAGACAUUGGCGUUGGUAGAGGGGUGGGAAGCUGCAGGGAUGGAAGGUGUCGGGGAGCAGGGAGUGGAAGGGGGUGUGGACAGCAUGUGGCAAGGCAACGGAAUACGGAUAAUGGAGCAGGAGUGGCGGGAGGAAGAGAGCAUGAGGCAAGAAUGGGAGGAUGAGGGGGAUGAGACAGAGAGGCCCGACUGGCAAGAAGAUGCUGAGGAAAGUGCAGAGAAGCACUUGCUGGAUAGCGGUGGAGAGAGCGAGAGGCAAAGUUGGGAGCGCACGACGGAUCAAGCCGUGGCUUCCCGCCAUGGGGCAGCAUGGCAGGACGAGGAGAGUACGGUGCAGAGUUUGCAGGACGAUGGUGCCAGCAGCAUGAGGCUGGAGUGCCAGGAUGACGACGAGGAACCAGAGGAGGAUUCGCAGGAGGAUGGUCCUGACGGUGUGAGGCUGGAAUGUCAGGAGGACGAUGCCGAAAGCAUGGGGGAGGGCUUGCAGGACUGCGGUGAUCAGAACUCAAGGCGAUUGUGUCGGGAUGAGGCUGUGGAGCGAGAGUGGCGAGGUGACACAGGCCAGAGAACAACGGAGGGAUGGGGUGCAGACGAGAGCAUCAGGCAGCAGAGGGCAGAACAAGAGUGGCAGGACAGUGGGGAGGAUGGCGAGAGACAAAGUUGGCAGGGAGAUGAAGAGGAUAGCUUGGAGGGGAAAAGCUGGAGACAGGGUUGCCAGGGUGAAGAGGAGGAGGAGAUUGUGGAAAUAAAAUAAUCAGCGGGAGUUUGAGUGGACGAGAGUACACAAAUGGGUCCUCUAGGAAGCACGUACUGUAGCCAAAAACCAGCAAGUCAUUGACUUGGAAGCGGACAGAAACAUCCAAGGUCCUGCGAAGCAAAGAGGUCUUGGUGGUUCUGCAAUUCACAUGGCCAUACUCGUAUUUGUGGGAGCUUCUGUUGGGUGGGGGGAUUGCCUUUCACUUGGAAAAUGCUCCUCACCCCAAUACCCGCAUGCCUGUGCUGGGUAGCAUCAAACAGCUGCCUCGUGGUCAUGCUUGAUGACGAUCCAACUCCCUGUCUUGUUGCAAGUCUUGUGCCAUUUUGCUGAACGAAUGAAUUCCAAAUUGGCUGACUUUAUUCAGGUCGCUUUUAAAUUUUACCUUUCAGUAUGUACAUGGUGUGCCACGUUCCUCAACGCAAACCAUGGCUGCAUCCACACAGGAUCAUGUUUCCUCCGUAUUGCUGCCCCAAAUGCAGGGGCAUUGGCAACGGAGCAUCCACAUGGGAGCUUUUUGUGUAGUUUCCAUAGUGCGCUACUGGUUGUCCUCCAUUUUUCCCCCUCCACUGUCGUGCAACUUGGAUGGGCCAGGCUAGCUUGAUCUCAUCAGCUCUCAGAAGCUAAGCUGGGUCAGCCCUCAUUAUGAUUUCGAUGAGAGACCACCAAUGAAACCCAGGGUUGCUAUGCAGAGGGAGGCAACAGCAAACCACCUCUGAAUGUCUCUUGCCUUGACAGCUCUAGGGGGUCGCCAUAAGUUGGCUGUGACUUGACAGCACUUUACACACACACACACACGCAACUGGAAGGCUUUUAGAAAGUCUUUUUUAAAGAAGUGUUAAUUGCUAUCAAACUGUAGUACAUUUGCAUAUAACUGUCUUUUGCCAUGACCUACUAAAGAGGUAUUUUUUGAAAGCUAAGGAUUCAGAGGAACUAGCAGAUUGUGGCAGUGGAUUGUAAUAGCGUUAUAUAGCACUAUUAUGCAAUAGUGUAAUAGCAAUUACCGGUUUCUUUCUUUUCUUUUGAAAACUGGUUGUCAUGCUGGGGAAAACAGCAGUGAUGAGGAGCUGACAGAAGGAAAAUGGGGUUGAUGUGCCCAGGACUGUCAAAAAGGCACACUUUCCCAUGUAGGUGGCUGGCUAAUGUGCGUGGACCGUGUUCUUUCUAGGAAGAUCAUGCCAACCCAGGUUUGAGUAUAAACAUGCAGAGGACAGCAGGGAAAGGGGAAAGUGACAGUAGGAAAUGGCAUGGGAUAUUGGGUAGUUGCUCUACAAUCAAAAAAACCCUGGUGCAGUUUGGAAGCCGGGCAGAGAAAAGCCUCCAUGGGGAUGCAAUCCGUGUGCCACUGAAAACAGAUCGCACUCCUCCUCUGAGAUAGGUGCCUUUUUGUAAAGAGGUGGGUGCCUUUCCCCUCCUAUGUUCCCAGACUUGAUUUGACAGGAAGGGCACUCUGCCUCACACUGAAAGCACUGAAAUCAGUGGCUCAAAGGUGCUUUGUGAGCAAAAAAACAAAACAAAAAAAUGAGCACUGUUUUAUUUUCACGAUUACUGUUUUAUUAUUUAGGAGCCCAGCAGAAUCUGGGGCAAUAUGUAAAACUCCAGUAUUUAACUAGAACUGCUUUUUAAAUUCUCUUGCAUGCUCCGGACCUCCCAAGUGUAGUUAUUUUUGUAAUACUUCUGAUUUUCUGCUUUUAUCCACGUCUCCCUCUUAUGAACUAAUAAAUGCUCUUUUUGAUUCCA
This is a messenger RNA of Heteronotia binoei (common prickly gecko), 6968 nucleotides long. RefSeq lists its product as uncharacterized. Gene Ontology annotation, molecular function: RNA polymerase II cis-regulatory region sequence-specific DNA binding; DNA-binding transcription factor activity, RNA polymerase II-specific. Gene Ontology annotation, biological process: regulation of transcription by RNA polymerase II. The transcript has 8 exons. Bases 51 to 5228 code for a protein of 1725 amino acids. The record is from RefSeq and is a predicted model, not a curated record. Lineage: Eukaryota; Metazoa; Chordata; Lepidosauria; Squamata; Gekkonidae.